GGGUAAAAAUAUUUCCAUCAUGGCACAUUCAAAGUCACGGACCAAUGAUGGAAAAAUUACUUAUCCUCCUGGUGUCAAGGAAAUCUCAGAUAAAAUAUCUAAAGAAGAGAUGGUCAGACGGUUGAAGAUGGUUGUGAAAACGUUCAUGGAUAUGGACCAGGACUCUGAGGAAGAAAAGGAGCUUUAUCUAAACCUCGCGUUACAUCUGGCUUCAGACUUCUUCCUCAAGCAUCCUGAUAAAGACGUCCGCUUGCUUGUAGCUUGCUGCCUAGCUGACAUUUUCAGGAUCUAUGCUCCUGAAGCCCCUUACACAUCCCCCGAUAAACUAAAGGAUAUAUUUAUGUUUAUAACAAGGCAGUUGAAGGGGCUAGAGGAUACAAAGAGCCCACAGUUCAAUAGGUAUUUUUAUUUACUUGAGAACAUUGCUUGGGUCAAGUCGUAUAACAUAUGCUUCGAGUUAGAAGAUAGCAAUGAAAUUUUUACUCAACUAUACAGAACAUUAUUUUCGGUGAUAAACAAUGGCCACAACCAGAAAGUUCAUAUGCACAUGGUCGACCUCAUGAGCUCUAUUAUUUGUGAGGGUGAUACAGUAUCUCAGGAGCUUUUGGAUACAGUUCUGGUAAACCUGGUACCUGCCCAUAAGAAUUUAAACAAGCAAGCGUAUGACUUGGCAAAGGCUUUACUGAAGAGGACAGCUCAAGCUAUUGAACCGUAUAUUACCAAUUUUUUUAACCAGGUUCUGAUGCUUGGGAAAACGUCUAUCAGCGACUUAUCAGAGCACGUCUUUGACUUAAUUUUGGAGCUCUACAAUAUCGACAGUCAUUUGUUGCUCUCUGUUUUACCCCAGCUUGAAUUUAAGUUAAAGAGCAAUGACAAUGAGGAACGCCUGCAAGUUGUUAAACUCCUGGCAAAAAUGUUUGGGGCAAAGGACUCAGAGUUGGCUUCUCAGAAUAAGCCACUGUGGCAGUGCUACUUGGGCAGGUUUAAUGAUAUCCAUGUACCAAUUCGCCUGGAAUGUGUGAAAUUUGCUAGCCAUUGUCUCAUGAACCAUCCUGAUUUGGCAAAGGACUUAACAGAGUAUCUUAAAGUACGGUCACAUGACCCCGAGGAAGCCAUUAGACACGAUGUUAUUGUGUCUAUAGUUACAGCUGCUAAAAAGGACAUUCUGCUGGUCAACGACCACUUACUGAAUUUUGUGAGAGAGAGAACAUUAGACAAACGGUGGAGAGUACGCAAAGAAGCCAUGAUGGGACUUGCCCAAAUUUAUAAGAAAUAUGCUUUACAAUCAGCAGCUGGAAAAGAUGCUGCAAAACAGAUUUCAUGGAUCAAAGACAAAUUACUGCAUAUAUAUUACCAAAAUAGUAUUGACGAUCGGUUGCUUGUCGAGCGCAUCUUUGCUCAGUACAUGGUCCCCCACAAUUUGGAAACUACGGAGCGGAUGAAGUGCUUGUAUUACUUGUAUGCCACACUGGAUUUAAAUGCUGUGAAAGCAUUGAAUGAAAUGUGGAAGUGUCAAAAUCUGCUCCGACAUCAAGUAAAGGAUUUGCUUGACUUAAUUAAGCAACCCAAAACAGAUGCCAGCGUCAAGGCCAUAUUUUCAAAGGUGAUGGUUAUUACAAGAAAUUUGCCAGAUCCUGGUAAGGCUCAGGAUUUUAUGAAGAAAUUCACACAGGUCUUAGAAGAUGAUGAGAAAAUAAGAAAACAGCUAGAAGUACUUGUUAGUCCAACAUGCUCCUGCAAGCAGGCUGAAAGUUGUGUGCGUGAAAUAACUAAGAAGUUGGGCAACCCCAAGCAGCCUACGAAUCCUUUCCUCGAGAUGAUCAAGUUUCUGUUGGAGAGGAUAGCCCCUGUGCACAUAGACGCCGAGUCUAUCAGUGCUCUUAUUAAGCAAGUGAACAAAUCAAUUGAUGGGACAGCAGAUGAUGAAGAUGAAGGCGUUCCGACGGAUCAGGCCAUCAGGGCAGGCCUGGAGCUGCUUAAGGUCCUCUCAUUUACACAUCCCAUCUCCUUUCAUUCUGCCGAAACCUUUGAGUCUCUGCUGGCUUGUCUGAAAAUGGAUGAUGAGAAGGUAGCAGAAGCUGCGCUGCAGAUUUUCAAGAACACAGGGAGUAAAAUUGAAGAGGAUUUUCCACACAUCAGAUCAGCCCUGCUUCCUGUUUUACAUCACAAAUCUAAAAAAGGACCUCCCCGACAAGCCAAGUAUGCCAUUCAUUGUAUCCAUGCAAUAUUUUCUAGUAAAGAGACCCAGUUUGCACAGAUAUUUGAGCCUCUGCAUAAGAGCCUAGAUCCCAGCAACUUGGAGCAUCUCAUCACCCCGUUGGUCACCAUCGGCCACAUUGCUCUCCUGGCACCUGAUCAGUUUGCUGCUCCUUUGAAGUCUUUGGUAGCUACUUUCAUCGUGAAAGACCUUCUCAUGAACGAUCGGCUUCCCGGGAAAAAGACAACUAAACUUUGGGUUCCUGAUGAAGAAGUUUCUCCUGAGACGAUGGUCAAAAUUCAGGCUAUUAAAAUGAUGGUCCGAUGGCUCCUUGGAAUGAAAAAUAAUCACAGUAAGUCAGGAACUUCGACCCUACGGUUGCUGACAACAAUACUGCAUAGCGACGGAGACCUGACGGAGCAAGGGAAGAUUAGUAAACCAGAUAUGUCCCGCCUGAGACUUGCUGCUGCCAGUGCAAUUGUGAAGCUGGCACAAGAACCCUGCUACCACGAGAUCAUCACACUGGAGCAGUACCAGCUGUGUGCACUGGCUAUCAACGAUGAGUGCUAUCAAGUACGACAAGUAUUCGCUCAAAAACUUCACAAAGGCCUUUCCCGAUUACGCCUUCCACUUGAGUACAUGGCCAUCUGUGCGCUCUGUGCGAAAGAUCCUGUGAAAGAGAGGAGAGCUCACGCCAGGCAGUGUCUGGUGAAAAAUAUAAACGUUAGGCGCGAGUAUCUGAAGCAGCAUGCAGCUGUUAGCGAAAAAUUAUUGUCUCUUCUACCAGAGUAUGUUGUUCCAUAUACAAUCCACCUUUUGGCACAUGACCCAGAUUAUGUCAAAGUACAGGAUAUUGAACAACUUAAAGAUGUUAAAGAAUGUCUUUGGUUUGUUCUGGAAAUACUAAUGGCUAAAAAUGAAAAUAAUAGUCAUGCAUUUAUCAGAAAAAUGGUAGAAAAUAUUAAACAAACAAAAGAUGCCCAAGGACCAGAUGAUGCAAAAAUGAAUGAAAAAUUGUACACUGUGUGUGAUGUAGCCAUGAAUAUCAUCAUGUCAAAGAGUACCACAUACAGUUUGGAAUCUCCUAAAGACCCAGUACUACCAGCUCGUUUUUUUACCCAACCUGACAAGAACUUCAGCAACACCAAAAAUUACCUGCCUCCUGAAAUGAAGUCGUUUUUUACUCCUGGAAAACCUAAGACAACCAAUGUUCUCGGAGCUGUUAACAAGCCACUUUCCUCAGCAGGCAAGCAAUCACAGACCAAAUCGUCACGAAUGGAGACUGUGAGCAAUGCAAGCAGCAGCUCAAAUCCAAGCUCUCCUGGCAGAAUAAAAGGGAGGCUUGAUAGUUCCGAAAUGGAUCACAGUGAAAAUGAAGAUUACACAAUGUCUUCACCACUGCCGGGGAAAAAAAGCGACAAGAGAGACGACUCUGAUCUUGUAAGGUCUGAAUUAGAGAAGCCUAGAAGCCGGAAAAAACCACCUGUUACAGACUCAGAGGAAAAAUUAGGUGUUGAUGACCUGAGCAAAUUAGUCCAGGAACAGAAACCUAAGGGCAGUCAGCGUGGCCGAAAGAGGGGCCACACGGCCUCCGAGUCAGAUGAGCCGCAGUGGCCCGAGGAGAAGAGGCUCAAAGAAGACCUGUUAGAGAAUGAGGACGAACAGAACAGUCCACCAAAGAAGGGUAAAAGAGGCCGGCCACCGAAGCCUCUUGGCGGAGGUAUCCCUAAAGAAGAACCAACAAUAAAAACUUCCAAAAAAGGAAGCAAAAAAAAAUCGGGACCGCCAGCAGCAGAGGAAGAGGAAGAAGACGACAGACCAAGUGGAAAUGUAGAGCAGAAGUCGAAAAGCAAACAGCACCGGCCGUCCAGGAGAGCGCAGCCGAGCAGAGCAGAAUCUCCUGAAACUAGUGCAGUUGAAUCCACACAGUCCACACCACAGAAAGGACGUGGAAGACCAUCAAAAACGCCAUCACCAUCACAACCCAAAAAAAAUGUCCGUGUAGGACGGUCCAAACAAGCCGCUACGAAAGAAAACGACUCCAGUGAAGAGGUAGAUGUGUUUCAGGGUAGCUCUCCUGCCAAUGAUGAUAUCACACAGGAAGAAACAGAGGAAGAGGAAGUUUCUACAGUGAACAAGGACAGCCGUCAUUCAAGCAUAUGCCCGUGAGCGUCAGGUGUUUUCUUUCACUACAGAAAGGUGCGGCGGAGAAGCUCUAAAAGGGAUAGGCGAUGAGCAAGUGUAACCAAGAACACUCUGUUGAAAGCUUUGAAAAAGAUCAUUUUUUUGUCAAGCUUGGGGCUGCAUAAAACUUUUGGUGGACAGAAUGGGACUGCCGAAGACUGGACAGCUGAACCUUACUUUUCUGACCUCAUGUAUUUGUGGUCACCGCUUUAGCCAAUGCACAUGCUGGUGACAUUGACUCUGGAGUCUUGUGGAAGUGUGGUGUGCGAUGGCUGUGUAGACAGAAACUAAAGAAGAAACUUGUAAAUACCCCCCCCCCUUUUUUUUUUUUAGUGUUUCUGACUUCUAAAGUGCUUGUAUAGCUUCUACCUGCGGCUUUAAACUGACAGUACCUGACUGUUUAUUGGAUCUGUUGAUUUGAAAAGCGUUUGUUAGGAUGCUAGAUCGUAAGCAGUAAUCUGUCAGUAUUUGUAUUUGUAUUCUCUGCGAUUUUACUGUGAAACAAAUUUUUCAACAAAUGGUGUCAUUUUCUUGAUGUCGCUAUUUGUUGAAGAGGUCAACGGUCUCUUCCCCUUUGUGUAUCUUACCUAGUGUUUACUUCUGGGCACCCUUAAUCUCCAGAGGUGCUAAACUGUCUGCCAUUACAACCGAAUGAUGUCUCUGAUGGGAUGACACCAUGCAAAUUGCUAAAUAGCCCUUACGUUGUUUGAAAUAUUUUACACCUCAGUAUUGAUCCCAGAAUUUUCUGGCCUUCCAUGGCAAUGAAAAUUUAAGAAGAGAGAGAUUUAAAAUAUUUUAAUUUUAAAGAGUGUGUUAUAAAAUAAUGUACUGAAUUCUUUAUACCAUUUUAUCAUCCCUUUUCAGUUUUUAUUAAUCUACUGUAUCAAUAAAAUUCUGUAAUUUGAAUGAGUUUUUAAUAGUCUAGAAUGUUAUUGUGUAUAGAUAUUUCCUCCUGAGCAUUAUGUUCAGAAAAUGCAAAUUAUUACAAUUAUUACACUAUAAUAUAAAAUCUGAUAUAUACACAUUAUAAAAUUCCAGUUCUCCGUACAGUGUAAAGUUGAUCAGAAAGAAAAAUUUUAUUGAUGCAGUGUGUCUUUAUAAAGCUGUUCUUGAAAGCCGAGUGUUUUGUAUUUUAUAGUGAGUUGCAUGUUUAUAAAAAAAAAAAAAAAAAAAGUGCUGACAAUGGGAUGUGCUUUUUUCUGUAAAUUCAUAUUUAGCCAUCGUAUAUGAUAGAUUGCCCAUAACAUAGUUUUUCAUCAAGAGUUUAUUAUUGUACUUUAUUUUGGAGCCAAAAAUUGUUUGGGGGGCAGGGUGGGAGUGAUAUGUCCAACUAUAUCAACUACUUAGGUAUCACAGUCUUAGGAACUUUGAGUGAAAUUCCACUUUAUCCAGGUUGGGAGAAGUGGAAAUUUAUUUGGAUUUAGAGCAGGUCUUUUUUUUUUUUUUUUCUUUGUUGUAGUCAGCAAAAUACAGAAACAAAUUACUUAAGGCAGUAUCCUUUACACAGUCAUGUAAACUGUGUUUUGAACCAAAACAUAGGUUACUGUAUAACGCUGAACUGAAUUUAUUUUAGUAUUUCUGGUGCUGUUUUAGUGGUUUCUUUGUGGUUGUCAACAUCAGAAAAGAAAAUCAUAUUCUCACUUAUUAAAUUUAUCACGUUGAAUGAUGGACCAUUUUCAUAUAAUACACCAUUAUUCUUAAGGUAUAUUUCCAAGAUUGGUUAUACCAGAUGGGGGUGUGAUAAAGAUUGGUUAUACCAGAUGGGGGUGUGAUAAAGAUUGGUUAUACCAGAUGGGGGUGUGAUAAAGAUUGGUUAUAGUAGAUAGGGGUAUGAUAAAGAUUGGUUAUACCAGAUGGGGGUGUGAUAAAGAUUGGUUAUAGUAGAUAGGGGUAUGAUAAAGAUUGGUUAUACCAGAUGGGGGUGUGAUAAAGAUUGGUUAUACCAGAUGGUGGUGUGAUAAAGAUUGGUUAUACCAGAUGGGGGUGUGAUAAAGAUUGGUUAUAGUAGAUAGGGGUAUGAUAAAGAAACUACUAUUUUGGAAAAGGACAUUUUACUAUUUUCCAGUGUAUAUUGCAAUUGAUGUGAUUGUUUCUGUUUUAAAGAUUCUUCAUGUUUAUGAAACAGCCUUUUAUUUAAAAAAAAAAAAAAAGUUUGGAGUUGUGUUUUAAUCUCUCAGUAUUUAGUUAUUCUUCAUUUACAACAGUACUGACACCAGUGAUUAUGGGAGGCUGCUGUAUAUCAAGGCAGCUAACGUUGGAUCAAGGUCCAUUGGUUUUUAAAUGUUUCACAGGCUCGGUUCUCCCAAGUAGGCUAUUUCUACUCAGCAGUACAAAGGCAUGUUUCUAAAUCUAUAAAGAAUAAGGGAUAGCUUUGUAUUUUUGUCUUUGACUAAAUUGCACCGGAAAUGUUUAUGGAAAUACAUCUUUAAGACCAUUUUAUAAAACAAAUGAAAAAAUGAUCUUGAAACCGAUUGUGCAAGAUUUUUAUUUGCCUGAUCAUAGUUAACCAUAUUUCAUUGCACUUCAGUCACAAAAAAGUGUUCAUUGUAGAUUUUGUUCAUAAUGCCAUCGAGUCUGUGAUUUUAAAACUUGUCUGUUGUACUUUUUUGGGGAGAAUUAUGAUGUAAAAUUGUCAUUAUUCUGUAGCAAAAUAGGUACAAUAAUGAUCAAAGUUUGGAUGUCCUGAGUCUUCAUCUUAGGGGAUCACCUUACUAUGUUUAAACUUAACAUUUCAUGUACUAACAUUUGGGGAGCCACAUACUUCAGCUAGAAUAAAAUUAAGUCUGUAUAAAACAUUAAUUGCUAACACCGGUUAGCAAAUGUCAGUGAUGAUGUUCAUUUUGAAAAUAUGUACUGUAUAACAUUAAGAAGAUACUUCACUCACUGUAACAAGUUCCAUUAUGAAAAUCUUACGAUUUCUCGGUGAGGUUAUCUUGCUGCACUCUGCAGCAAACCCGUUUAAUCCACAGUAUAAUAGAAUUUCUUGCUGCAGUGCAACAGGAAGCUUUUUCAGUGAUCUCCACUGUAUAUGUAAAUUACAAAUGUGGCUGUAAAACUUGUCCCAGGUAUUAAAGGUUAAAUUACUUUCUACGUCUUCUUAUAACUUGUAAGUUUGAUUUUUAAGAUUUACUUUUGCCCACCUGAAGACCGUCAGGAAUUUAGGAACUUGUUUAACUUAGCCAUAUCUUCCCUGUCACGUAGUAUUAUGUCACCAUAAUGAACCAUUGGUAUUUAAAUAGAUAACCAAUUUUCAGACACAGUUUUGGAUUUUCUGUGAAGUUGAAUAAACAUGAAAGUUAAUAUAAUUUGUAUUUUAUUUAUGUGAGUCAGUAUAUACUUAAAUAUGUGUUCUAAAUAGAGAAAGACACAUUUUGAUGAUUUUAAAUUUUAGAGCCUUUGUUUCACGAAGAGGACAUCUCUUUCCCAGUAACAUUUUUCAAAAUUUUUGUCUAAACUUCUUGAUUGACAGAGGUUUACUAAGUACCAUGUAAGUGAUAGUAUUGCAUAACUGAAGAAAAUAAACCUACAAUAUAAACUACAAAAAAGAAGGCACUAAGAAAGUAGGUUGCUAGUGGCAGUCUUAUUAAUUUGUUCACCAAGUGUUUAUUAAGUGCCUACUGUGUGCCAGGCUAGUUACAGAGGAUAAAGUGUGAUCAGCAUAGACCAAGUCCCUACCCUUUUGGAGGUUGCAUUCUAAUGGGAGCGAGGAGAAUAAGUAAACAAUAAUUAAAUAUAUAAUACCACAUUGUGAAAAGUAUGUUAAAUUAACAAAAAAAGGCAGGAUAGAGGGUAGAAGAGAUUGAGGGAGAAGCUAUUUUAUAUACUUUAAGGCUGUGUUACUCAGUGUAUAAAAUUUAGGAUUGCUGUAUCUUUAUGAUGAAGUGACACCUUUAUAAUUACAAAAUGUCACUUGCUAUCUGUAGUUAACUUUUUGUGUACUUCGUCUGAUAUUAAUAUAGCCAUACCAGCUUGGUUUUGGAUAUUGUCAGUAUGAGAAAACUUUUGGUCUGACCAUGUACUUUCAGCCUAUUUAUGUCCUUAAAUGUUGUGUAAAUAGUUUGUACUUGGGUCUUGUUCUUUUUUUAGAGUGUUUAGACCAUUUACAUUUAGUGUAAUCACUGAUCUAGUGGGUUUUAAGGCUGCCCUCUUGCUGCUUAUUUUCUUUUUGCCGAUCUCUGCUUUGUUGCGCUGGUUUGUGUCACUGUUUUCGUGGUCGCCCUGCAGUUCACAGGGUCUGUGUUUGGCUUAUUACCGUCUAUUUCCCAUUAGUGCUUUUGCCACCUUCUGAGCCAUGCAGCUUCACCCUGUGCCACAGUGGUAUUUUAUGGUUACAAACCCCACAAUAUUACUGUGCCUUUAAAUAGCCAAUAUUCUUUGUGUUUACCCAUAAGAUUUCUUUUCUUUGCUGUUACUUUUUUUUUGGCCGGGGGAACCCAACUUGGCCGGGGGAGGCGGGGAGUAAUUCUGUGCUUCCAUGCAAAUUCAUUUUCCUUCAGCUUAAAGGACUUCUUUCCUAUGGCUCGAAGUGCAGAUCUGCUGGCAGUCACCUGAAGUCAUCAUUGGUUUGUUUGAAAGGUCUUUAAUGCACCUUCAUGCCUGAAGGAAAUUUUCACUGAAUAUGGAAUAUUUUAGAUUGGCAGUUAUAUUUGAUACUUACAAGUUGAUGUUCCAUUGUCCUCCGGCUUUUGUAUUUGCUGUCAGGAGGUCAGCUGGAAAUCUGGCUCUUGCUCUUUUUAGGUAACAUACGUUUUUCCUAGCAGUUUUUAGGAUUUCCUCCUUACAUUUUGUUUUUAGCAGUUUGACUGUGAUGUGCCUAAGUAUGGUUUUCGUUUUUAUUUAUCCCACUUAGAGUUCGCUGAGCUCUUGAACUUGUGGGCUAAUGUCUUCUGUCAGUUUUGAAAAGUUCUUUUCUGUCCUCUCGUCACAUAUUCAUGUCUCCUCCAACAUGCGUGCCUUUUAUGUGCUUUUCUGCUCUUUCCAUUCUUUUUUCUUUCUGCUUCCGUUUGGAUAUUUGCUAUUGAUAAUCUUCAGAUUUACCAAUCCUGUCUUUUCUCGUUUCCAGUCUGCUAUUUAACCCAUCAAAUGAGUCAAUUUCAAAUAUUAUUUUUCAGUUCUAGAGUGUCCAGUUAAUUAUGUUAUAGAUUUCAUUUCUCUGUUGAAAGUCUAUCUUUUCACCUGUCCUUUUCUCUCUUUCUUUAGCUUUAGUUAUAUCAUUCAAAUCUUUGUGAGCUAACGCCAACAUCUGAAUUGUGGGUCUGCUUCUGUUGUCUUUCUUUUUUCUCUUAACUAUCACUCACAUUUUCCCUGAGCAUACUUCUUCUUCCUCUUCAUAGGCCUUCUACUUUGUUUAUUAGUGCAGGGCGUUGUGUAUUAAAAACCGUAAGAGAUUGAAGUCGAUGCGAUUUACCCCAAGAGAGAUGAUUCGCCUUUUUCUCUGUUAAGCAUUGGAGGAAUCAGUCACUUCAGUCUGUGGAGCUGGGCCUGGAUUGCAGCUUUAGGUAGGCUCAGUGCACUUGUGUCAGGUAUCAGGAGGGCAUGACUUGUGUUAUGUGAUGGCCCUCUCUAGCACAACAAGGCUGUCCAGCCCAGCCUCUCAGCAGGAAAGCUGUUUUAUAUAGAAAAAUCAAAGAAGGCUUCUUUGAGGCAGUGACGUUCAUCAUGGACCUCAAAUUAAGUGGUCAAGCCAUGUGAAUGUGCAGGAAAAGCGUAAGUGAAAAAGCUCUCCGGCAAGCAAGAGUGAACCUCGUGUGCAUCAGGGAUUUUGAGAAUGUUUCUGGAGUGGCAGGGAUAAAGGGGUGGGACAGGAAAUUGGGAGGAAGCCAGGACCCAGAUCAGACCUGGAUGGCUCCGGGGACCUUCGUGGAGCGUUUGGUGGGAGUGCAUUGUAGGGCUUUGUGCAGGAGACUGGCAAGGUCUCUUUUUUUUUUUUAAUGUUCCUCUGGGUGUUGUGUAAAGAACGGACAGUGAAACGCAAGGGUGGAAGCUCAGAGUGUGGUGUAGGUACAGCGGUAGUCCAGAGCGUGGGUGGACAUCCAGCACACAGUGGUGGGGUAGAGGUCGUGAAAUCGUAGUUGGACUCGUGGCACCUUGGUGUUAACGUGAGUGGUGAGAGGUAGUAGCUGGGUUCCUGACAAAUUUUGAAGUCACAGCCAACAGUACUUGCUGGUGGGAUGGAUAUGGAAAUGUGAGGAAGAUGAGUCACAGACCACUCCUGAGUUUUGAACCUGAGAAACUGAGUGCCUGUCGAUUCCGUUUUCCAAAGCAGUGAAGAUGGGGUAGGUGGGCGGGAGAUAAUCUCCAGGAUAAAAGCACUUGGAGCCACUUCAUCAGUGUCAGCGUGUGAUGCAUAAUUUUUAGAGGCUUUGGAUAUUUGGGUGUCAGUCUUUUGUGCUUCUUCCUAUUUAAAGAUAAAGCAAGUUGGCUUCCACAAUAAAAAUGUGGACAUUUCCUAAUUUCUGGCAUUCCAAGAUGUGAGAGCAUGGAAGAUAAAUCUGUGUGUUUUUACAGUUACUUGAAUUCGGUAGUUGGUGGUGGUGAGCCGAUGGAGUUUUCAGGUGAGUUAGUUUAAAUCUCCUUGGCAGUUAAAUUCUCCUGGGACAAGGGCAUGUCUGCAUAGGACUCAUGAGUAUGUCUUUCGUAUAUACCAAGAUACAGAAUAAUUUUCCAAUUACAUAACAGGUCGCUAUGAGUCAGAAUCGACGCGACGGCACUGGGUUUCGUUUUUGGUUAUAACAGUUUACUAAUAACUUGAUUCCAGCAACCAUACCAACAAGCUUGACUAGUACUUGUUGAUAAAAUACAGGAGAUGCUUCACAAAUAUAAUGCAUCAAUUGUCAUUUCUCUGUGGUGACUUCGUCUAACCUGAGUAAGUCCAGGUAGGGACAGCCUAAACCACCUAAACAUGCAUCACCCAUCAAUACAUACAGGCAGUCCCCGACUUAGGACGACAUAUUC
Messenger RNA from Loxodonta africana (African savanna elephant), 11335 nucleotides. RefSeq names its product PDS5 cohesin associated factor B (gene PDS5B). Lineage: Eukaryota; Metazoa; Chordata; Mammalia; Proboscidea; Elephantidae. The record is from RefSeq and is a predicted model, not a curated record. Gene Ontology annotation, biological process: mitotic sister chromatid cohesion; DNA repair. The transcript has 35 exons. Gene Ontology annotation, cellular component: chromatin; nucleus. Bases 20 to 4366 code for a protein of 1448 amino acids.